UUGCAUUACCAAAGGCCCGCCCAUUGCUGUUUUGCAUUUAGAUUUCAUUUUCCGAAUUGUUGGCAGAGUUCAAGAAAAAAUUCGCAGAACAGAAAAGAUACGUAUCGUUCGCGUAGCAGACGUGACGCUGCCCACCCACUAGCUUUGGACGCCCAGUUGGCCCAGAAGGAGAUACAGCGCGAGUUCGGGCCACAGGCUUGCAUACUCGAGGAGCCGUUUCGUGUGCAUGCCUCACGUCCAGGCAGUCAACGGCAAUCUGGCAGCGACGGCAAGGCAAAGCUACAUGCGCCCUGGUCGGAGGUCUUGAGGAACUACAAAGUGCAAUCAACCGACGGCUUCAAACAAUGGUAUCUGCUCUCGGUCUUUAUCGGCGAUGCUGUGCGGGAUGUGCCGCUAUGCAAGCACCUGGCCAAACGGAUGCCAUGUCCAGGCACUGGACCACUGCCGCUGCCACAGCCUCGCUAAGGAGUGGUCGCAUGUCGGACCAGGCGGCACUCGAACAUGGGCGGGAUUUAUUUUAUUUUUUAUUGUAGACGUCGCAGUUCCGGGGGCAUCUGCAGCAUCUGCAUCGCAUCGUGUAGUCAGUCAAUCGCAUGGACAUCGUUGUUACGUUCUUUCCAACUCCAACUCCGUUUCUAUCUAUCAUCACUCUUCAUCAAUUCGUACUGUUAGUUGUUUUUAAGGGCUUUAAUUUAAACGACAGACAGCAUAGGCUUAGACUUAUAUAAGUAUGUACGAAGAAUAUAGCUGCCACAGGAAC
Messenger RNA from Drosophila virilis, 760 nucleotides. NCBI's taxonomy places the organism in Eukaryota, Metazoa, Arthropoda, Insecta, Diptera, Drosophilidae. The record is from RefSeq and is a predicted model, not a curated record.